UUUUAAAUUUUGACGGUAUAUGAAGUUAUAAGUUAUCUAGAGUCAAUCGUAUCACUCUAAAUUGCAUAUAUCACAUAAAACAGUUGGUAAAUAGAAUAACACAGCUAAAAACUUAGCCGGCUUAUGGAGGAUUUUAAACCGCCGACGAAAUUUUUAAGUUCAGCCAGCGCCGUUGUUAAAAUUGGUCGGCACAGGUCUCUAUUGUCAGCGCAGCAAAGCUAUAAACCGAUUGAAAGUAUAACUUCGUGGAGUUUUUUUUUUCUAUAAAAGUAACUUUAAAAAUAACUAUUUAAAGCUAAAAAAUAAAUUAAAUUACAAAUCUAUGUUAUAAAUAUAUAAAUAACUAAAAGUAUAACAAAUUAACAAUAAAAUUUUCGCUUUGAAAAAUUUUUUUGCUGCCACUUUCUAUUUCUGCCUUUUCAUAGAGACACACAUACACACGCACGUAGUAGUCUCGGAAUACGUUUUGCGUAUUUUGCUUUUUUUUUGGAAUAAAACAGGAAAAAGGCAAGGAAGAUAAAUAAAACAAAAAUAAAGGAAAAUACAACACAAGCAGUCAGGCAGCAGCAGAUAACGAAAAAGAAUUUUGCAAUAAACAAAAGAAAAAACCCACAACGUUGCUGAAAUCAAAAAAGAAAUAUUUUUGCAUUUUUCCACAAAUUAAAAUAUUAAUAAAUAUAAAACACAACUAAGCAAAAGCUAGAGAAAGGCGGAAAUAAUUGAAACAAAGAUUGCGUGUCUUUAAUUCGGAUAAAAAACAAAUCUAUUAACAAAUAGUAAGAAAAAACCUAAACAGAUAAAAAAUGGAUCGUGGUUCUGGUCGUUAUUCAUACAAUCGUCGUCAGGGUGGCGGACAAAGUGGCGGCGGUGGCCACAACAAUCAACAUCAUAAUAAUCAUUCGAACUCUUCUCUUUCCUCUUCAUCAUCUUCUUCACUUUCAUCAUCGUCUAAUAAUCAUAAUAACAAUCAUUAUGAUAAUCAUAAUUCCUAUUCACAUCGUAAUGCUGCAACCAAUAAUAAUUCCUCGUCAUCAGCAUCAUCAUCAUCACAUUAUUCCAAUAAUUCACAGCAACAACAACAGCAAAAUUCAACUUCAUCGCAACAGACAUCUGGUGGCGGCGGUGGCGUUGGAUCAUCGCAAUCAUCGAUGUAUAUAAAUUCAACAACACAUAUAAGCAAUAAUACAUCAAAUCAAAUGUCCCGCGAACCGAUAACACAACAUGAUGAACUUAUACGCUAUAUAAGAGAAGCAUGGACAAAAGUUAGUGAACAAAGUACAUCAGUGCUAUACAACGAAUCUGAUAAUCAAUUAAAAAACUUUAAACCUUUCAAUUUGGAAGAGUACUGGGGCCAGCGACUGGUUCAAAAUAUACAUGUCUCUCAUGGUCAUCAAUAAAUAUAGAGUCAACUCUACAAUAAAAUCAUAAUGAUUUAAAAAGAAAAUAAAUAUUUUAAUAAUUAACACAAAAUCUAUAAUUAAAAAUCCCCAAACAAACAACAAGAAACAAAUUAUUUGAUUUUGCAUACGGCAAAAAGAAUUAAAAUUAAAAAAAAAAAAAAAACAUACUUGACAACAAUAAUUAACAUUAUAUUAAAUAUAUGACACGAUUUUCAAAAACCAACAUAAAUUAAAAAUAAACAAAAAAAGAAAACAUUUAAAUAAAACUUUAAAUUCCGUUUAAAAUUAAACAGACAUAAUUGAUAUUUAUACACUUUGAAAUUAAAAAUUAUUAAAAACAAAUAAAGAAUUUAAUUAUAUACAGGGUGUUUUGUUUAUAUAAAGGUUUUUUAAAUUACUUAUUUGUUUUUUUUUUAUAAUUUAAGAACAUAUUCUUUUGGUUUUAAAGAAAAUUAAGCAUUUUUUUAAAUUAAAUUUUAUAAAGCAUUUGAAAAUAAAUAAAAUAACCAAACUGCCAUUGAAAAUUCUUAAAAAUUUUUCAUUCGACUAUAUUCCUUAUAACGAACGUAACUAAGCAGCCUGUAUAUAAUUAAACUUCUCAAACCCCUCAUCCCCGUUUUAAAUAAUAAGCAAUAGCAUCUUAGUAUUUAAAAAUUAAACCCUUAAAAACACCAAUAAACCACAUUUUAUCAAAUAAACUUUAAAAAGAAAAUACAAAAAACAGUAAAAACCAUAAACUUAAAACAUAACUUGACCCUCUUUAACUAAAUCCCCCUUUUCUCUCUCCCUAUUAAUUCUAACCAUUCCUUUUUUUUUUUUAUUACCAAAAAAGAAAUUUUAACCUUUUUUAUGUUGUGUUUAAAAAAAAUCCAUGAAUUUUGAAAUUUUAAUUAUUUUUUAUUAUUCUAAACUUUUGUAUUUAUUUGAAUAAAUGUAUUUUAGUUAAAUACACAUAACUUUUGCAAACAAAAAGUUUUAAUUAAUAAAAACCACAAAAAUAUAUUUUAAUUUUUGACUCCCAACUACUAAUUGAAUUUUUAAUUAAUGCUCUCCCCCCCUUUAAAGUCAAGUUUUGUCAUGAACACACACAUUUUCUCUAUUAUUCUAUUUAAAUCAACAAUUUUAGAUGAAAAAAAAAAAAACAAUAUAAAACCAAAAUAUAGUGACUAUAGAUUACUUUUGUCUCAAAAAAUAUAA
This is a messenger RNA of Lucilia sericata (common green bottle fly), 2597 nucleotides long. Its product is annotated as probable serine/threonine-protein kinase clkA. The transcript has 3 exons. Bases 804 to 1397 code for a protein of 197 amino acids. Lineage: Eukaryota; Metazoa; Arthropoda; Insecta; Diptera; Calliphoridae. The record is from RefSeq and is a predicted model, not a curated record.